AUGUUAUUUCCCAGCGAUGGAGUAAUAUCAUCGAAGACGCCCGAGUUUCACGCCGUCAUUCUUGCAGGGUAUGGCAACAACUUGGACCCACUGGUGGACGAUGAAAAGGGGGUACACAAGGCUCUGCUUCCCAUAGGGAACCAACCCAUGGUAUCGUAUGCCCUGCAGUGGCUGGAGGAGGCUCGGGUGUUCGAUGUACUGUUCAUCACGCCACAGUCACACAAGGUAGCGAUACAGCACCACCUGUCCUCCCAGAAUUCCUCAUGGCCGUCGUUACGUGUCGAAUUAGAGUCGGUGGAUGAUGAAGAAGCUGAGUCUCUGGGCGCAGCGGAUCUCUUGCGCAUGUUCGCCGACCGAAUACAGUCUGACGCGAUUGUACUGCCCUGCGACUUCGUUCCUCCGCCCUCUCUUCCACUGAACCUCCUGCUAAACGCGCAUCGCGUUGAUGUAGAGGAUCCCGUCAUGACUGCUCUGCUGGUGGAGACAGGGGAGGAAGUCAAGGACGGUCCCGUGCCUACUCUGAUGGGGUUGCACGCGCAGUCAAAUACCCUGCUAUUUGUCGACGAUAACGCCGACCCGGAAGACGACGUCGCGCUACGGAUGAACAUGCUCUGGAGAUAUCCGCGGGUGAAAAUGACAAAUCGUCUGACAGAUUCGCACGUGUAUGUUUUCCGUCGAUCUGUGUUCGACCUCCUUCAGCAGAAAGACGAGAUAUCGUCGGUGCGGGAACAGCUCGUGCCGUUCCUGUGCAAGCUGCAAUAUCAGCCCCGGCGGAGGGAGAAGUAUGGGCCGAUCAUCAGCCCCAAUGCCAACAUGCAGGAGUUGGCUUUAGAACAUUCCACGACGUAUACCCCGCCACCCUCACAAAGGAAUCACGCGUCUAGAGAAAAGCCUAUCCACAAAUCCGUCGUUUCUACGCCUUUCACUCAAUCUGGAGCAUCAACACCACCUGGAGAGUCGGUGCCAGCCAGUCAAGCCGCUGAGGAACCUGAAGGAUCCCCAUCAGACUAUCCCAUCCGGUGCAAUGUCGUCGUGCACAAGGACGGCUACGCCGCCCGCGCAAACACACUCGGCACAUACUUCGAGCUAAAUCGACAAUGUCUGCGAACGACUGCGACCGCACCCGUCACGGGCGAGGGGAUCGACGGUAAAGCGCAGGUCUCGCCCGACUCUUUGGUUGGGGCAUCGACGAGAAUAGCAGAGCGGACGACGGUCAAGAAAUGCGUGAUUGGGAAACACUGCCUGAUCGGCAAGAACGUGCGAAUAUCAGGAUCAGUACUGAUGGAUCACGUCGAGGUGCAAGACGGGGCCAAGAUCGAGAACUGCAUCAUCAGUUCAAACUGUAGGAUAGGGAAGAACGCAUCCCUGCGCGACUGCCAGCUACAGACGGGAUGGGUAGUCGAUGACGAGGCGUCGCACAAGGGUGAGCGGUUGAAACGGUUCGAAGCGUACGGGGACGACGACUAG
Dacryopinax primogenitus is the source of this 1467-nucleotide messenger RNA. Its product is annotated as nucleotide-diphospho-sugar transferase. Gene Ontology annotation, cellular component: eukaryotic translation initiation factor 2B complex; guanyl-nucleotide exchange factor complex. Gene Ontology annotation, biological process: biosynthetic process; cytoplasmic translational initiation. Gene Ontology annotation, molecular function: translation initiation factor activity; guanyl-nucleotide exchange factor activity. The transcript is spliced from 7 exons. Lineage: Eukaryota; Fungi; Basidiomycota; Dacrymycetes; Dacrymycetales; Dacrymycetaceae. The record is from RefSeq and is a predicted model, not a curated record. The coding region runs from base 1 to 1467 and encodes 488 amino acids.